CCACCAAAAAAACGUUGUUACCUUCUUCUCGUACUCUGAAAAUUUCCAUUAUUAUAUAAGAAGCACUAACACUCCAAUAUCUCCUCACACACCAUCAUCAAUGGCUUCUCUUCCACUCACUUCUCCAUUCUCUCUUCUCACCCCCACUAAACACCACUACACACCAAAAAACACCAAACCCUACUUCUCAUGUAAAGCCACUAAUAAUAAUUCUUCCCAAGAAAAUACUUCCUCCUCUUCCUCUUCCUCUUCCUCCUCCAACAACAAGUUAGACCGUCGAAAUGUCCUUCUGGGACUCGGCGGUCUGUAUGGGGCGGCAGGCUUAGCAGUCUCUGAUCCAUUUGCUUUUGCCGCCCCAGUACAGGCACCAGACCUGUCUAAAUGUGGGGAAGCAGAUUUGCCAGAAGGUUCUCUUCCGGCAAACUGUUGUCCCCCAAACUCAUCACAAAUCAUAAAUUUUAAGCCGCCGGUUGUGAACCGUUUAAGGGUUCGCCCGGCGGCUCACAAAGCUGAUAAGGAGUUUGUAGCUAAGUACAACAAAGCUUUAGAGCUUAUGAAAGCUUUACCGGAUACAGAUCCGCGAAGCUUCUCGCAACAAGCUGAUAUUCAUUGUGCUUAUUGUAAUGGAGCUUAUGAUCAAAAUGGUUUCCCAGGUGUUGAGCUUCAAAUCCACAAUUCAUGGCUUUUCUUCCCCUUUCAUCGUUGGUACUUAUAUUUUUAUGAAAAGAUUCUUGGGAAGCUUAUAAAUGAUCCCACUUUCGCAAUUCCUUAUUGGAAUUGGGAUAAUCCACCGGGGAUGCAAAUGCCGGCCAUGUUCACAAACCCGAACACUGCUCUUUUCGACAAGUUAAGAAGCUCGAAAAAUCAACCGCCUAAGCUCAUUGAUCUCGAUUAUAACAUCGACGACAUUUUGACACCGACGUCAGUACCUAACGACCAACAAAUUAGUACUAAUUUGAAUGUCAUGUAUAGGUCGAUGGUGAGCAAUGCAACCAACACUGAGCUCUUUUUUGGUGGAGAUUUUCGAGCAGGAGAACUGCCCGAAAACUCACCCGGUUCCAUUGAGAAUAUUCCUCAUGGACCGGUGCAUCUUUGGAGUGGGGACGAGACCCAAACAAAUUUCGAAAAUAUGGGAAAUUUUUACUCUGCUGGUCGAGACCCUUUGUUUUACUGUCACCAUGCUAAUGUUGAUCGAAUGUGGAGUAUUUGGAAGACUUUGUCUGGGAAGAGGAGGAAAGAUAUUAGCGAUCCAGACUGGUUGAACACUACUUUCUUGUUUUAUGACGAGAAUGCCCAACUUGUCCGAGUCAGUGUCAAGGACUCACUUGAUACUAAAAAGUUGGGGUAUGUUUACCAAGAUGUUGAGCUUCCUUGGUUGAAGACUAAGCCUAAGCCACGUGGCAAGAAAAUAAGUGACAAGAUAAAGUCAAAGUUGAAGUCAAAGUUAAAGUCAAAAAAAGUAGCCUCCACCACCCCGUUAUUUGGUGGUGGAAUUGGGACAGCAUUGGCUGCUGAUGAUGAGGUGUCAGCAGGUCUGACACCUCUGAGUUCUUUUCCUGUAAAGUUGAAUAAUUCGGUAAGAGUUUUGGUAGCCAGGCCAAAGACUGGGAGGAGUAAGAAAGAGAAGGAGGAUGAGGACGAGGUUUUAGUUAUUUCGGGGAUAAAUUAUAAUAGGAAUCAACCAGUGAAAUUCGAUGUUUAUGUGAACGACGAGGAUCAGGACUCAACGAGCGGUCCUGACAAAUCAGAGUUCGCAGGAAGCUUUGUCAGUGUACCGCACAAUACUAAGAACACCGAAAAGACCAACACUAGUUUGAAACUCGGGAUAACUGAGUUGUUGGAUGAUAUUGGAGUUGAAGAUGAUGAGAAUGUUUUGGUUACUUUGGUCCCAAAAAGUAACGAAAUUGUCACAAUUGGUGGGAUUAGGAUUGAUCUUGUUACUUAAUUAAAAAAGAAAAACAUAUCAACAUAAUGUGACCAGUAUCAUUAUAUAUAUAGUAUCGUACUAUGAAUAAUGAGUGUAUGUGUGUCUUGUUAUUAUCAUGUGUUUUGGGAUUGGAUAUUAUAUUCCAAUUAGUGAUGAUAAUGAUGAGUAGUAGUGAUGGAGAAUGGUGAUGUUUUUUGUUUUUUUAGUGGGUUUUAAUCUGUAAAACAAAUAAGCUUUUGGGCAAGAUUUGUGUUUCUUUUUCUUUAGUGGGGUUUGAGCACUUUUUAGGGUUUUAUUGGUCUCAUCUUAUGAUAUGUACCCAUUUGCCAACGUGAUUAUAAUUUAUAUUAUUAUGUA
This is a messenger RNA of Cannabis sativa, 2284 nucleotides long. RefSeq names its product polyphenol oxidase, chloroplastic. The transcript has a single exon. Bases 101 to 1945 code for a protein of 614 amino acids. Gene Ontology annotation, biological process: pigment biosynthetic process. NCBI's taxonomy places the organism in Eukaryota, Viridiplantae, Streptophyta, Magnoliopsida, Rosales, Cannabaceae. The record is from RefSeq and is a predicted model, not a curated record. Gene Ontology annotation, molecular function: catechol oxidase activity.